CGUCCGCGGCGCGCCCGGAGCCCGGAGCCCGAGGGGGGGUGGGGGACGAGGCCAAAGUUGGGCGCGCCGCGGAGUUGCGCGUCGUGUGGUGUCGUCCCACCCCACCACCACCACCGCCACCACCAGCACCACCACCAUCACCACCACCACCACCCCCGGGUCUCCCACCCCCCGCGCCCCGCGAACUCCGGCGGCGGCUGAAGCGACGGCUGCGGCGGCCCGAGCAGCAUGCCGAGGAGGAAGCAGCAGGCCCCCCGGCGCUCGGCAGCUUAUGUUCCCGAGGAAGAACUGAAGGCGGCUGAAAUAGAUGAGGAACACGUGGAAGAUGGUGGGCUGUCUCUGGACAUUCAGGAGAGUGAAUUCAUGUGCAACGAGGAGACAGAAAUCAAAGAGGCCCAGAGCUACCAGAACUCCCCCGUUAGCACUGCCACCAAUCAGGACGCUGGCUACGGGUCACCCUUCAGCGAGAACAGUGACCAGCUGACCCACUUCAAGAACUCCUCCAGAGAGGAGAAGGAGGAGCCCCGGUGCGCGGAGAGCAUCUCCUACCCCCAGGACAGCUUGGCGCAGAUCAAAGCCGUGUAUGCGAACUUGUUCUCGGAUUCUUGCUGGUCCAGCUUAGCUUUGGAUUUAAAGAAGUCCAGUUCGACCAGCAGCCACAACGAUGCGGGCCCGAAGGAGAGCUCCACGCCCACGCCCACGCCCCCCACCAGCACUGCCAGCGCAGCCAGCACCACGGCGGCGGCGGCGGCCCCGACCACAGCCAGCACCAGCUGCGGCACGGGCACCAGCCAUCACAGCACCACCAGUAACAGCGGCGGCUCGGGCUAUGACUGGCACCAGGCGGCGCUGGCCAAGACGCUGCAGCAGACCUCGUCCUACGGCUUGCUGCCCGAGCCCAGCCUCUUCAGCACCGUGCAGCUCUACCGGCAGAACAACAAGCUGUAUGGCUCGGUGUUCACGGGCGCCAGCAAGUUCCGGUGCAAAGACUGCAGCGCCGCGUACGACACGCUGGUGGAGCUGACGGUGCACAUGAACGAGACGGGCCACUACCGUGACGACAACAGGGACAAGGACUCGGAGAAGACCAAGCGGUGGUCCAAGCCCAGGAAGCGCUCCCUCAUGGAGAUGGAGGGCAAGGAGGACGCGCAGAAGGUACUGAAGUGCAUGUACUGUGGACAUUCCUUUGAGUCCUUGCAAGACCUCAGCGUCCACAUGAUCAAGACGAAGCAUUACCAGAAAGUGCCUCUGAAGGAGCCCGUGCCCGCCAUCACCAAGCUCGUCCCUUCCACCAAGAAGCGAGCGCUUCAGGACCUGGCGUCCCCUUGCUCCCCGGAGCCCGCAGGCGUGGGUGCCGCCGCCGCCGCCGAGGUCGCGCUGAGCGAGUCAGCCAAGGACCAGAAAGCGGCCAACCCGUACGUCACACCCAACAACCGCUAUGGCUACCAGAACGGUGCUAGCUACACGUGGCAGUUUGAGGCCCGCAAGGCGCAGAUCCUGAAGUGCAUGGAGUGUGGGAGCUCUCACGACACGCUGCAGCAGCUCACGGCGCACAUGAUGGUCACGGGCCACUUCCUGAAGGUGACCACUUCCGCCUCCAAGAAAGGAAAGCAGCUGGUGCUAGACCCCGUGGUGGAAGAGAAGAUCCAGUCCAUCCCCCUGCCUCCCACCACCCACACCCGGCUGUCUGCCUCCAGUAUCAAGAAGCCGCCCGACUCCCCUGCCGGAUCCACAGCCUCGGAAGAAAAGAAAGAACCGGAGAAGGAGAAGGAGAAGGCGCCAGUGGUCGGAGACACGGAAAGGAAGAUCAAGGAGGAGAGAGAGGAUGCCGCCGAGAAGUUCGAGCCCACCACUCUCUACCAGUAUCUGCGCGAAGAGGACCUGGAUGACAGCCCCAAGGGGGGUGUGGAUAUCCUAAAGUCCCUUGAAAACACCGUGUCCACGGCCAUCAGCAAAGCCCAGAAUGGCGCGCCCUCGUGGGGCGGCUACCCCAGUAUCCAUGCAGCCUACCAGCUGCCGGGCACCGUGAAGCCCCUGCAGGCCACUGUGCAGAGCGUCCAGGUCCAGCCGUCCUACGCCAGUACCGUGAAGUCGCUGUCCUCUGCCGAGCACAACGCCCUCCUGCACUCCCCAGGAAGCCUCACUCCCCCGCCCCACAAGAGCAACGUGUCGGCCAUGGAGGAGCUGGUGGAGAAGGUCACGGGCAAGGUCAGCGUCAAGAAAGAGGAGAGGCCUGCGGAGAAGGAGAAGAGCUCCCCUGUCAAGGCCACUUCCCCGGCGGCGGCCAAAGAGAAUAAGGAUUUUCCAAAGUCGGAAGACGCUGGCAACAAGCAACAGAAGAAAAGCUCCGACGCCGAGACGGUGAAGGCCAAAAAGGAGGGUCUGGCGGAUGCUCACACCCCCAAUGGCACAGAGCCUCUCAAAGCCAAGGUCACCAAUGGCUGCAGCAACCUAGGGAUCAUCACAGACCACUCGCCGGAACCUUCCUUCAUUAACCCACUGAGCGCUUUGCAGUCCAUCAUGAACACCCACUUAGGCAAGGUGUCCAAGCCCGUGAGCCCCUCUCUGGACCCCCUUGCAAUGCUGUACAAAAUCAGCAACAGCAUGCUGGACAAGCCUGUCUACCCCACCACCCCAGCAAAGCAGGCUGACGCCAUUGACCGCUACUACUACGAAAACAGCGACCAGCCCAUCGACCUGACCAAGUCCAAGAACAAGCCCCUGGUCUCCGGUGUGGCCGACGCGGUGGCCUCCCCACUCCGGGAGAGUGCCCUCAUGGAUAUCUCCGACAUGGUGAAGAAUCUCACGGGCCGGCUAACUCCCAAGUCCUCCACACCGUCCACCGUGUCAGAGAAGUCUGACGCGGACGGCAGCAGCUUCGAGGAGGCCCUGGAUGAGCUGUCACCCAUCCACAAGCGGAAGGGGCGUCAGUCCAACUGGAACCCCCAGCACCUGCUCAUCCUGCAGGCCCAGUUUGCGUCGAGCCUGCGGGAGACGGCGGAGGGCAAGUACAUCAUGUCAGACCUGGGCCCCCAGGAGCGGGUGCACAUCUCCAAGUUCACAGGCCUCUCCAUGACUACCAUCAGCCACUGGCUGGCCAAUGUGAAGUACCAGCUACGGAGGACAGGGGGGACAAAGUUCCUUAAGAACCUGGACACGGGACAUCCUGUUUUCUUUUGCAACGAUUGUGCCUCUCAGUUCAGAACUGCUUCCACGUACAUCAGCCACCUGGAGACGCACCUGGGUUUCAGCUUGAAGGACCUCUCUAAGCUGCCGCUCAGUCAGAUUCCAGAGCCGCAGAGCGUCUCCAAGGUCAUCGGCAGCAAGACUCUGGGCCCGCUGGGGGCGGCCGAGGAAGACCUGGGCUCCACAUUCCAAUGCAAGCUCUGCAACCGGACCUUUGCAAGCAAGCACGCAGUCAAGCUGCACCUUAGUAAGACGCACGGCAAGUCGCCGGAGGACCACCUGAUCUAUGUGACCGAGCUGGAGAAGCAAUAGCGUCCAGGUACGCAAGUGACCGACCGUGGAACAUUGCACUAGGCGUCGUCAUUUCGUCGUCCUCGUCCUGCACUAGGGCCUGGCCUGAGCCGCUGAAAUCAGUCUUUCCUUUGUCGCUGGGCUGCCUAUCCGGACCUCGUUUUUUUCUUACACAUAUUUUGUAGUUAUAUUUAUACGCUCUUUGUUCUGUGCAUGUUAUUUUUUUUUUCCCCCUUCUUUCGUAAGUCAAAGUCUGACCUUUAUUUUCAACAUCUGUUCUCGAUGUUAAGCUAUCUUUUGUAGGAAAUUGUGGGGCACACUAUUCAGAGACACUAUUUAGCAGUAAAGAAAGACACAAAUAGCAAUGAUAAAAAGACAUCCUAAAAAAAUUACAAAGUUGCCAUGACAAUAGAGGUCAUAAGACCUGGUAGUGUCAAGUUUUAACCCUUUGAGGACUGUAAUCGCAUCUCUGUGCCUUUCACUCAAAAAUAAAAAAAAAAAAAAGAGAGAGAGAGAGAAAAAGAAAAAAAAGGGGACAAAAAGGCGCUUAAAGGCAUUUCAUUCAGAUCAAAAGCUGUGUCAGACACAAAACUUAUUUAAUAAUUAAAAAUGAGCUUUUAUAUGCAGGACUUAUUUGUGAGGAAGUGUGCAGGCAGCUGUUGGAGACAGAAAGCUGUCUAGGACUCACGGGGUUACAAAGCCACAACUUCACAUGUUCUAAACAAAACAAAAAACUAACAACUACAAAUACCCCAGUCGCCACUAUGCCCAAACUCUCUGGAUGCUGAAAAAUGCCACUUUUGGCAAAAAAAAAAAAGUAUGUAUGCAAGCUUAUUAUUUAAAAAUGUGUAAAAAAUGCUAUUUCUUUUUUCCUGUAAAAUACUGCGGUUUAUAGUUAUUUACAAAUGUAAGCUUUGGUAUCAGCUAACCUUUCUAUAGCGUGAUGCAUUGGUAAAUGGAAACACACACACACACACACACACACACACACACAUACUCACAGAGAAAAAAAACAAAAACCAAAAAAAAAAAAAAAUGGGGCAAAUGUUGGAGUCCUUUCCUUGUAAAUUGCCGGCAUCAGCUUAAACACUCCUGUAUGUUACACAUCAUAUCAUUUUAAUCUAUUCAACUUUCUUUGUACCUUCUGGCUGUAUGCUUUCUCUUUUAACUUUUUAUAUUGUCAUUUUAUAUUAAAUUUCUGUGUAUAUAAUGUAAAACCACGAUUUUUGGAUAAAAUUUAGUUCCUGCAGCUUGAUUUAAAUAGAGAAAUUUUACUGGCACCUGCAUCUUCUCAGAUGCAUGUACUCAGAGGAAGUAUCAACAAAAAUAAAUAAAUAAAUAAAUAAAAGCAAAGCAAGCGAUGCACUAUUAAUUAAACCUUUUGAUGUCCUGUCAUUAAUAUUGUACAGUAUGUUUUGGUUCACACAGUUAAAUCCACUGUUUUCUGAAAUGUAAAAUAAACCCACACGCAGUUCUUGGUUUA
Messenger RNA from Jaculus jaculus (lesser Egyptian jerboa), 4960 nucleotides. RefSeq names its product teashirt zinc finger homeobox 1 (gene Tshz1). Gene Ontology annotation, molecular function: DNA-binding transcription factor activity, RNA polymerase II-specific; DNA binding. The coding region runs from base 229 to 3498 and encodes 1089 amino acids. The record is from RefSeq and is a predicted model, not a curated record. Gene Ontology annotation, biological process: regulation of transcription by RNA polymerase II. The transcript is spliced from 2 exons. Gene Ontology annotation, cellular component: nucleus. Lineage: Eukaryota; Metazoa; Chordata; Mammalia; Rodentia; Dipodidae.